Molecule: messenger RNA, 645 nt
Organism: Guyanagaster necrorhizus
Lineage: Eukaryota; Fungi; Basidiomycota; Agaricomycetes; Agaricales; Physalacriaceae
Exons: 2
Coding region: 1-645 (214 amino acids)
Biological process (GO): mRNA splicing, via spliceosome
Cellular component (GO): catalytic step 2 spliceosome; U2 snRNP; precatalytic spliceosome
Molecular function (GO): RNA binding
Source: RefSeq, a predicted model, not a curated record
AUGAACGUCGUCCGUGAAAUCAAUGCCAUCAACGAAGCCGAGCUCCGUCUGGGCGUAUCAGGCUCAUGGCACGACACGUACAAAGAUUCUGCAUACAUCUAUGUCGGGGGGCUCAACUACGAGCUGACCGAAGGGGACGUGAUCACCAUCUUUUCGCAGUACGGCGAGGUGGCAAACGUGCAUUUGCCGCGGGACAAGGCGACGGGGAAGCAGCGGGGGUUUGGGUUCCUCAUGUAUGAGGACCAGCGGUCGACGGUGCUGGCUGUGGAUAACCUGAACGGAGCCAAGGUCCUGGGGAAGACGCUUAGGGUGGAUCAUGUCAGGGAUUAUAAGCAGCCGAAGGAGAAGGGGGAGGAUGGCGAGUGGAGGGAGGUCGAGGGGGAGCAGUUUAAUGCCAGGCCGCAGGAUAUUGUGGAUGAUGAGGGAGAGGAAGAGGAGGAGGAAGAGGAUCUGGGCAAGGAUAUCGAUCCAGAGGACCCGAUGAGGGAGUUUAUCAUUGAGCAGAGGCGGAAAAAGAAGAGAAAACAUGAAGGAGAGACCAGGGAAGAGAGACGAAAGCGGAAAAAGGAGAAACGCAAAAGAAAAAGUGCAGCAAAAGACGUGGAAGCAUUGUUGGAUAGCUUGAAGAGUCGUCAUUCACGCUAA